Triplophysa rosa is the source of this 1456-nucleotide messenger RNA. It is a transcript of the gene anks4b, whose product is annotated as ankyrin repeat and sterile alpha motif domain containing 4B. The record is from RefSeq and is a predicted model, not a curated record. The transcript is spliced from 2 exons. Gene Ontology annotation, molecular function: protein binding. The coding region runs from base 65 to 1330 and encodes 421 amino acids. Lineage: Eukaryota; Metazoa; Chordata; Actinopteri; Cypriniformes; Nemacheilidae.
GAUGGUCCACUGAUGAUUCACGUCAGACAUUUUACUUGUAUAUUUUGUUCUUGUUUUCACAACCAUGUCAAGAUACCACAAAGCAGCCAUUGAUGGUUAUUUGGAUCUUUUGAAAGAAGCCACCAGAAAGGAUCUGAACACCCCGGAUGAAGAUGGCAUGACGCCCACUCUCUGGGCGGCUUAUCACGGACAUAUUGAGGCUCUUCAGCUCAUAUGCAGUAGAGGGGGGGAUCCAGACAAGAGUGACAUCUGGGGGAACACACCCCUACAUCACGCCGCCGCCAACGGUCACAUGCAGAUCCUCAGCUUCCUGGUAAACUUCAGCGCUAACCUCUUCGCUUUGGACAAUGACUUCCACACACCAAUGGACGUUGCUGCCUCUCGAGACCACAUGGACUGUGUCCGCUUCCUAGAUGGUGCCGCGUCCAAACAGAUGAGCCAGAAUGCCAAAAAGGUAGCGCGUCUGAAGGAGCAGGCCACCAAAGAUGCCGAGCGCAGGGUGAAGCAGUGCGAACGUGUGAAGAAGAAACACCAGAACAAGAUGGAUAAGAUGUACCGCGGCUCGGUCUCUGAAGCCAGUUUAGCCUCUUCAACCACAGGUACCUUGAACAGCGUGAACAGAGAACAGUUCUCCAAACUCAUUGCGGCAGACACCGACGGCUCUGUCAGAGCAACGAUCAAGGGAACCCUCCAACGCAAGUUUGGGAAAAAAGACAAGGGGACCGUGAGCAGACAGGGGGACGACAAUGUGAUUUUCGUCAAACAGGACAGCGGCUCUAAGGCGAAGCCUGGUUUUGUUGACGUCUUCAAUGAGCAAGAUGAAAAUGAUGAGGAUGAAGAGGAAGGUUUUGAAAAUGAGGAAGAGGGGGCCAGUCAGUUCAAGUCUAUUUUCGAAAGGCCCGGUCUUGGGAAAAUGGUUUUCCGCAGGAACUUCUCCAGGGAAAUGGGCAUCGAACCUGAGGAUCUCCCUAGGGGCAAUACAGAAGACCUGGGCUUCCUCAUUCGCCAGGAGGUGUUCGAGUCUGUGGAGGAGGGGCUAGAGGGUUUUGAGGAGGAUUCAGAACUUCCUUGGAAUGAAGCAGAGAUCGGUCUGGAUGAGGAAGAGGAGACGUCGCAUUUGGAUUCGUUCUUGGCUUCUAUCUGUCUGAUGGACUUUGCUCCCGUGUUCAGUCGUGAGCAGCUGGAUCUCGACGCUCUCAUGCUCUGCUCAGAUGAUGAUCUUAAGAGCAUCCGCAUCCAACUUGGGCCACGCAAAAAGAUUUUGGAAGCAGUGGCUCGCAGGAAGGCGGUCCUAGAGAGUUCUGCUGUUGUGAAGGACACUUUCCUUUAAUAAAAACAUGUUGCAUGAUUUUCUGCGGUUCAUGUAACGUUUCUCUCUGAUUCCUUUACAGUUUGGUUGUCGUUGUCUCUGCUUAUACAGUAGGUGACUGUGAUUUAUUUAAUUGGCUUUACAAAA